Myxocyprinus asiaticus (Chinese sucker) is the source of this 5769-nucleotide messenger RNA. Its product is annotated as cleavage stimulation factor subunit 1-like. The coding region runs from base 67 to 1362 and encodes 431 amino acids. NCBI's taxonomy places the organism in Eukaryota, Metazoa, Chordata, Actinopteri, Cypriniformes, Catostomidae. Gene Ontology annotation, biological process: mRNA 3'-end processing. The transcript has 6 exons. Gene Ontology annotation, molecular function: protein binding; RNA binding. The record is from RefSeq and is a predicted model, not a curated record. Gene Ontology annotation, cellular component: mRNA cleavage stimulating factor complex.
UACAGAGUGGCGGGACGUACGCGCAAAUCAGUAGAAGGCGUGUGACUGGGGCAAUAAGCAGCAGAGAUGUUCCGACCAAAGCCCACGUUGAAGGACAGACAGCACCUGUACAGGCUGAUCAUCAGCCAGCUACUGUAUGACGGCUACAACACCAUCGCCAACAGUCUGAUCAAUGAGGUCAAGCCCCAGAGUGUGGUAUCUCCAUCUGAGCAGCUCAUGCAGCUGGCUAAGAUAGGAAUGGAGAAUGAUGACAGCGCUGUCCAAUAUGCGAUUGGUCGCUCAGACACUGUGGCACCUGGUGUGGGCAUUGACUUAGAGUUUGAUGCAGACGUGCAGACCAUGUCACCAGAAACAUCAGAGUACGAGACCUGCUAUGUGACGUCCCAUAAGGGACCAUGUCGUGUCGCAACCUACAGCCGUGAUGGGCAGCUCAUUGCGACGGGCUCUGCCGAUGCCUCGAUUAAGAUCCUGGACACGGAACGCAUGUUGGCCAAAAGCGCCAUGCCACUAGAGGUGAUGAUGAAUGAAACAGCCCAGCAGAACAUGGAGAACCACCCUGUGAUUAGAACAUUGUAUGAUCACGUGGAUGAAGUCACCUGUCUGUCUUUUCACCCAACCGAGCAGAUCCUGGCCUCCGGCUCUCGCGAUUAUACCCUCAAACUCUUCGAUUAUUCAAAGCCUUCAGCCAAAAGAGCCUUCAAACACAUACAGGAAGCUGAAAUGUUGCGCUCUAUCUCCUUUCACCCCUCUGGGGAUUUCUUACUGGUGGGCACGCAGCACCCCACUCUGCGCCUAUACGACGUCAACACUUUCCAGUGUUUCGUGUCCUGCAACCCUCUGGAUCAGCACACAGAUACCAUCUGCGGUGUCUGUUACAAUCCCAGUGCCAACACUUACGCCACCUGCAGCAAAGAUGGCAGCAUCAAACUGUGGGAUGGAGUGUCUAACCGAUGUGUGACUACUUUUGAGAAAGCUCAUGACGGCGCUGAGGUCUGUUCAGUCGUCUUCUCCAAGAACUCCAAGUAUAUUCUGUCAAGCGGAAAGGAUUCUGUCGCCAAACUGUGGGAAAUUUCAACAGGAAGGAAUUUGGUUAAGUACACAGGUGCAGGGCUCAGUGGGCGACAAACACACCGCACACGAGGUGUCUUUAACCACACAGAGGACUACGUGCUUUUGCCAGACGAGCGAACCAUCAGUCUGUGCUGCUGGGAUUCAAGAACUGCAGAGAGGAAGAACUUGCUCUCUUUGGGUCAUAAUAACAUAGUGCGCUGUAUCGUUCACUCGCCCACCAACCCAGGCUUCAUGACCUGCAGCGAUGACUUCAGAGCGCGCUUCUGGUAUCGUCGCACCACUACCGACUGAGGAACGCUUGUUUGUCUUAAAACCAAACAAGAAUCAGUUCAUCAGCUGGUCCCAACCCAAACCCAAAAAUGUCCACACUGUUAAAGAAAGAGUUCGCCCCAUAAUGACAUUUUUUCCAUCAUUUACUGACCCUCAUGUUGUUUCAACCCAUAUAACUCAUGUUCAGUCUCAGUCACCAUCACUUUCACUGCAUGGAUAAAAAAACAAUGCAAGAAAAAGGUAAAGCUGACAGUCCUGCAGGUUUGGAAUAACAUGAGAGUGAGUAAAUGAUGGCAGAAUUUUCCUUUUUCAGUGAACUGUCUCUAUAAUUGGUCUUUUUGUCAGCAGACUUUACAGGUUUUGUCACCAGAGCUCUGUAUCUUUUAACACAAUUUUUUAUUUUUAUUUUUUAAAGCAUCAGAGAGAUGGUCAUCUCUGUUAUGAUGACUGCAGUACCUUGGUGUUUGUUAGGCGGUGCUGUUUUAUAAAUGAAAAUUAGAUACACUUUCUCAGAUUUUUAGGAUUUUACUUACUGUAAUGAUAUUGCAUAUACAGUUGUGUUAUUUGUAUGUUUGAAAACAGCGUAGAUGGAGUAUAACUCCAAAUGGCAAGUGCCUAAAUGUUGCAUCUUUUCACUUUUAAUUUGUGUACUGUUGCUUGUUGUUUUAUAUUAAAAGGGUCUGGGAGAAAAGACUGUUGUUACAUAUAUUUGGCACAUCUGCAGGAUUUGUACAGUGCAUUAUAAUUUUUUGGGGAUACCACAGUUUUUAGUAGUGCUUGCUAUUGCUUAUACUUAGGGUUACGGACAUGGAUGAGACCUAAUAUUGUGUGGCUUGUUGAGACGUCUAUUGAGCCCCUUAGAGGACAUGGGGGGGGGGGGGGAUUUUUUUCUGAGAUAGUUUUGCGUUUCUUCUCAAUAGCUUUGCAUUCCCUUGUAAAAAAAUAUUGCAUUCUCUUGCAAUUAGGGAUGCCGCGAUUUUUCGGUUUAACUGCAAGAAUUUAGAAUCCACAGUUAAAACCGUGAAAUGCUUUAUUUAGGUGUGGCAGAAAUAAUAUACAUAAUGUUUAAAUAUAUAAUGUAAAAGAGUUAUUCAUAAGAUUUUAUAAGCCUAAAGGCCCAAACGUACAAUACGUAAGUACGUGAACGCAGACACAUCUUGCUACAAACGCUCUAUUUUAACGUUGCAUUGCUCUAUUUUUUCCAUCAAUGCUUUUUGCGCGCCCUCGCAAUGCAUUUUGCGUGCCCAGAGGUUUAAACCACUGUGCACACUUUAGCAACACACAACACCUGAACAUCGUGGUGGCAGCUUUUGCAUGUGCAUGCACCUUUUCUUCAAUGUCAAAAUCCAGUAAAGUAUCAAAUUAAUCCAUAAAUACUAGGCCUAUUUAACAUUCUUUUCCUUCCUCAAACCAUUUUGAAACCUAUUUGCUGUCCUUUUUUAUCAGUUGUGCAUAUCAGUCUAUACCAUACAACUUGCAGCAUGGUUGGUUUUCACCAACUGUUCAUCUGUAAAUUUGUUGUGGUUUACAUCUAUGAAUAUCUUAUUUGUGGCUAAUGGUUGGAGCAAGUUCUCACGAAAGAGUAUGAAAUGCAGUGCCACCCACAAAUAGACAAAAGUGCAUAUUACUCAUUUGCAGAAACUGUAACCACUGUUCGCUGUCUGGCAGAUAUUAUAUAGAAUACUCCAGGGAAUCACAUUUGAAACAUCCUCAUAUGUUAAUAUCAGUUUGUGUACCCAAUUGUUCUGGACUAUUGCUUAAAAGGACUAUCAUGCUGAACUUUACAUUUUUCUAGCCAGGUAUUAUAAUAAUAGUUCAUGUUCGCUGGUCAAAUGCAACAGGUGAACAAAACUAAAACACUUAAGAACCAUUAGUAGGCUGUAUACACGUCGGUUAGUGGCUAAACUCAAGCAAUUUUGUUUACAGAUGAUAGUGUUUUAUAUUUUAUAGCCAAGAUAAAUUCUACAUUUAAAAUAAUUGUAUGAACUCCAUUUACAUUUAAUGUUAAAAAUUAUUUUACACAAUAUAAAAUGAACAAGAGCUGUUCAGUUAAUGAAACCAAACUUUAGUGUAUUGUUUAGACAUUUUUAUUACGUGUAUAAAAGGUAGUGUAGUUAAGUAGGCUCACUUGUCUUUUUGAACAAGAACAACUGAGGAGCUGCAACAGGUAAUUUCGCUGUGAAAACAUUGUCCUCUUAACAUUAUUUGCAGUAUAUUUACCUGGUUUUACUCUGCCUUAAAAGCACAGGUACAUCUGCCCUGCCUCUUUCCUCGAAUCCGUCCAAUGGUAUUGAAGCAAUGUGCGCGCACCGCGCGAAAAGUUACAAAAAUUGGCAUGGGCACGACCACGCGAAACAUCUUUCUGGACAGAGAUUGCUGUAUUAUUGUUUUUAUGCUUUAACAAAUUGGUACAGAUUACAGAAUCUAUUGUAUUUCUUCUAGACAUUCAUUCAAACGAUAUUAAUUUUGAUUGUACUUUAAUAUUGCUUUGUCUUCUGGGUAAAUUUCAUAUUCACAAAGCCAGAAUUAUUCAUACUAAAUCUAAUUUUACAAUGUUUUCUGCUGGUGUUAAGUCCCAUUUUGCCUCAUUAGAGAAAAUGUCUAGGCCACUGAAUACCAAAGCAUCCAAAACAUUUAAUAUUCUUAAGGCUGCCGUAAAGAAAAUGUCAUUCUUAUUUUUAAUUUAUGAUGUAUUAUUAUGAAAUGCAUUCUAUUUGAAUGUGUUUGCAUUGUAUUUGACUGUGUUGUCCGUAUGCCCCCACUGUUGCUGUAUGUUGUCAUCUGUUUGUUGGCAUAAUAUAUUUUUUUUAAAAGACAGUGUGAAACGAACCUUUGUGGAGGCCAGGCCACCACGAUGACAUUAUUUGUGCGCGCGAACACUCGUGAACAAGCGGCUGUAUCGAGUAUAAACCAGGCAAUGUGUGCAAAUCAAUGUUGCGCGCAUGCCCGUUAAGGUUUUGACGUCGAAAUUGGAGAAUAACCCAAUGAUCUCAUGAAAACGAAAUUUUCUCAUGUUGCCAGAUUUUUUAAUAAACUGAUUUUUAAUAGUUAUCAGCGUAUAAAGCUGUUCAAUUUAUUGUCCCCAAAAAAACGUAAAAGAAAUAGCAUUUUCGUGCGGUCCGUAUAAUGCUUUAAAAUUAAUUUUUCAGACCAUACCAAUCCAAAUGCAAAAAUUGAAACAAGGUUUGAAACUUUUAUUUGUAAUUUUUUCCGGUUACUGUUACUAAAAUUUAACUUUUUCUAAGUUAUGACUUUAGAAAUAGCCCGGGGGUGUGGGUUAGGGAACGGACUGCAUGUAGGUUGAGGAGUAGUUUAAAAGGCUUGCCCAGGGGUCGACUACUGAAGGCACACGUGCCACCUUUGCCACACAGAGGGGUUGGCAUGCGGGCAAUAGCAAGAGAGUAGACAAACAAUUCGUGCGACUUGGAGCCAAGCACGUCUCUGCACUUUAAGAGGGUCGUGCAAGCAUAAAGGGUUUGGCUUUCCAUUGCUCACUCCGUGCAGUGAAUGAUAGGGGUUUGAUCUCUCGCUGGCUGGCAGAAGCUGGCACUGACGGAUCACAUGUCAUUAGGCUACAUAAAUAUAUUGUAAUGGAUCUAUUCUAAUGAAUGAAUGCAUUUAUAAGGAAUUUACUUGCAUGUCAUUUUUGGAAUUGGGAGUUCUUCACUUAUAGUCAGCCACCAUGCGGCAGUUUUCUUCCAGUGAAUAUCAUUCAAGGAGAAAUGGACCUGGUAAACUGACACCCUUUUGGAGCUAUGCCUGCAACAGGACUACAGUGGUUUUCGGUUUUGUCAGGCACGUACACUCACAUGGUUGUGGUAGUUUUCCUUAUGUAGCAACUUGUUAGCAACAUUUUUUUUAAAAAAACACUGUGGCUUCAAAAUUCACGUUUGAGAUAUGACUGUGUGUAAUUUAUGUUGUAGAACAAAUUUCCAGGUAUCCUCAAGUAAUGUUCACCAAAGACCUUAUUUUACCCCAUUAGUAAACUAGGGAUGCACUGAUAUUUAUCGGCCAAUUAUUGACCAAAUUAAAACCAUCGGCAUAUCGGUUAUAAGCGUGAAAUGAAAAACCGAUGAUUGAUUUAAAUAUAAUUAGUAACACACUUUGUAAAAACUCUUGUGAAUUCCAAUGCACAAUACAGAAAUGAUAAUAGCCACAUUAUGUGGAAGGGAUGGCACUCCUAAGAACAUGUAAUAUUUAACUUUUAUUCCUUCUCGUUUUUAUUUUAAUGCGGAAAAACGAUAUAUAAACGGACGUGUUCGUAGUGAGGGAAACCAUUCAAAACGCUUUGAAACCAGCAGGCCGUUGUUUCUGUGGAAUUGUCAACAUAUGCAUAGUAUGAAUUUGUAAUGUUCUACAGUACAUACAUGUAAAAUGUGAGUUCUGUUGUUUUGAUCUGCAAAAACAGAAGUGCACAAAUAUUUUAGA